GAAAUCGUGCCGUAAAAAAAAUAAAUACAUUUCUUUGUGUGUCCGAGGCUUCCUUUGAAUGUUAACAAAGGACGAUGACGUCAGUAAAGGGAUUAAUACAUGAAUCAUAUAAGGACUGAUUGCAAUACUGAAGCAAUAAUAAUAAAGAAAGAGUACAAUGCGCCCCGUCAGUUAGCGCGGCCAGUCGGUGAUCUGUUGUGGCGAUCAGCUGAUGGCGGCACAGGCACUGUAGGCCUGGAAGUGCCGCCUGUAGCUCACAUUGGCACUCUGUCUUAACGGUGGCUGCCUCAGUGCAUCUUGUAUCCCCACAGGCCGCCACCGUCACCGUCACUGCUACCGUGACCGGCUGAUGGGCUCUAUAAGGCUCAUCAAGGGGCAGGCUGUCAUCCAAUGAGGAAGGCGGCAGCAGUAACGCAGGGCACGUUGUUCAGGCUAUGGGUUAGUUUUCAGGGUUUUGAGCAACACUUGGUGUGGAAGGUAAAAUGGCAGAAGCAAGUAAUACUAUUAUCAGGAUUCCACUUGCCCGGAUGGCAGUGGUGACAGUGCUAAUGCCGUUAGGAGCAUUCCUGACCUGCAUUUAUCUGUCUCUGCGUUACAACUUUGAUUUAUCAACAGCUACUCACUGUGGAGUACCAAACUACCUGCCGUCAAUCUCGUCAGCCAUUGGGGAGUUUGUGCCGCAGCGGUACAUCUGGAGGUUUGCCAUUGCUAUCCACUCCGCCCCGCGCUUCCUGCUGGCCUUCAUGUACUACAGCUUCAUGAACAGAAUACUUCCAAAUAUCACAUUCUAUAAAAAUGCUGUUAAGAUCACCACUUGUCUGAAUGUCAUUGAGAAUAUUGCCCUCAUCUUCCUUUCUUUUGUGUCCUCCAAAGAAAAUUAUGACAUCCACAAGGUUUCUUUCAUCCUGUUCAUGGUGUGCAGUGAACUCUACAUGGUCCUGACUUGUCUUCUGUUGAAAGAAAACAAAAGUAAACUAACAAACAGUCUUGAGCGCUUGGCAUACUUAAAGAAGAAACAACUUAUGGCAGCUAAUUUGACGAGCUUCUUCGUGGCACUGUACUUCUUCUACCGACACAACAAGUACUGUGAACCAGGCAUGUACUCUGUGUUUGCCUUCAUGGAAUACUUGGUCGUUCUCACCAACAUGGGUUUCCACAUGACUGCCUACUAUGAUUUCCACCACCAUGAACUCGUGGUUGCUGAGUGGAAGACAGCAAGCAGUUGACAAUCAGUGUGAGGAGCAAGAUAACAUAACAGUUUAUAUCCACAUCUGAUUGGUACUCUGUGGGACACACUGCCAGGCUAUGGUCAGGAAUGCUGGUGUUUUAUCUUUACUGCUAAACUCUCAGAUUGUACAGUCCCCUCCACUAAUACCUUUGUCACGCAGCAUUGCCAGUGUGUGAAUUGCGACCUGGGAACUGUCCGUCUCAGCUUGAUCCGAAGCAGGUCCCACCAAUCCCUCCAUCGCCCUCCUUACUUGUACUGACUGGGACGUGUCUCGGAUAGGAGAUGAAUUACACACACUGGUAAUACUAAGUGGUGAAUGUGUAGGUGGAGGGGACUGUACUCACACUUACGAUCCGGUUAAGAUGCACGAACCAUCUGGAGCUUUGAAUUGACUAGGAAUAUUUCAUUAGAGAUUAUUUGGAGUUGCAGUCGUUUAUCAUUUCUUUUCAUCAGUAACGAGUAAAAAAAGAUUGAUGCAGGAGAGUUCAAUGAUAUGCUAAAGUAAAUGCCCACACUAAUGUAAUGCCCAGUAGAAACACGUGCUAAUCACAUACUGCUCUCUAAAAAAAAAUAAAAAAAAUGCAAUGCAGAUUUUGUUUUAAGCUGUUUAUUGUAGUGAACAUAGACGACACAUUGCAAAGUAUGUACAAUGGCUAAGUAGAUGAUUUCCCUUCACUGUGUGGGAAAUUGCUACAUCCUCGCUGAUGAGGCAGACAACUUCCUUAGGGUCAGAUGGCAUUUAAUUAGAAAAGUAAGUAGUAGAAUUUCAAGUACAUGUAAUAGUGGAAAGUAAUGUUUGAGCUCAGCAUCCAGUAGGUGUUCACCUCGUGUGUCAGAACCCUUCCUUGUAUUCCCAUAGUCUGUUAGCACCAGACCCACCUCAACACCCCACCACUCCCCUAGCCUCUCCCCUGGUGUCCUGUAGAGACCGUCAGAUAAACAUACAGGAAGAAGUCUUUUCUGAAGUUAAAUUUGGCACUCUAAUAAUUAAAAAAAUAUCACUAAACUUUUUAUUUUUAUUUAUGUUUGAAUGAAAAGACUAUUUUCCUGUAUGUGUGUGGUCUGUGCACCUUAUUGCUCAAUUACCAGAAUUUUGAUUUUGCUUUUAUUAGCAGCAUACGUUGUUUGCCUCUUGGUUCAGUUUAAUACCUUGCUUAUGCAAUGAUACUGUAUUAAGUUGUAAUAUUAAUUCAAUAACUGCUCUACACGUUGGAUUUGUUUGUGUUCUGAAGCAGAGCAAAAUACAUUCCUCAGCUGAUUUUAUUUCAUCAGUCUGAAUACAUGACACUCCAGUGCUCAGAGUUCUAUGUUGUGUUGACAUGCCCUCAUUCCCCAGCAGUGUGUUAUGCUGUGCCUUGCCAACUGUUCCCAUCUGUUCCCCUUCCUGUAGACUGUGAGAGAAAGUGGCUGUUAAAUUAAUACCCCAGUGAACUGUUUUUUGCUGUUAGAUACUGGCUGUACCCACAAGCCUGCACUGGGAUGUGGCAGGAUAGUGGCAAACUUUAUGUAUUCAUGUAAAGCUUUGCCUUACAUAGUUUUGCCUUGCCCUUUCUCUGUCAUUGUGGUGCUUUUUUAAGCCUGAUGAAGCAAGAAACUUAACAAAUUACACACAAGAAAUGUGACAAUUUAGAUAAUUCCCAAAUUCCCUUUUAUCUUGUUUCCAGUAAGUAAUUUUCAAAUUGUUAAUCAUGUAAUAAUAUAAUUUUUUAUCAGAAAUCUGUCACCUGAAGAUCUCUAAAGUGGAUUAAGCCACAAAGCAAUGUGGUACACUGAGUAGGAAGGCAGCAAAUGAGCAGAAUGAAUUAGUCUUACCACUUAAUGAUUCAAGUGUUGUUCCUCCAUCAGAGAAACAGCUGCUAUGCUGAAAAGCUUAUUAUUGCUUUUUUUUUUUUUUUGUCUUGCAUACAUUGAUAUUAAUGCUGGAAGACGUUUGCAUCAAGAAUAUUUGGUAUUGAGGCAGAGGUGCACCCUGUUAUGUUAUGUUGUUCCUCACGAGACCGUUCCUUAGAUUACUUAAGGCAGAAAGCUUUACGUUAGAUUGUAAUUUAUUACCAUUGUAGAUAUGAUGAUAUUAAGUUAUACCUGUGAGUUAUGUUGGAUGACUGUUGAUAUUAGGUAAUGUUUAUUAUUAGAAAGUGUAUGCUCUAAAUAUACUGUUGUUGACUGAGAAUGAAA
Molecule: messenger RNA, 3403 nt
Organism: Scylla paramamosain (green mud crab)
Lineage: Eukaryota; Metazoa; Arthropoda; Malacostraca; Decapoda; Portunidae
Product: post-GPI attachment to proteins factor 2-like
Exons: 8
Coding region: 483-1226 (247 amino acids)
Biological process (GO): GPI anchor biosynthetic process
Cellular component (GO): endoplasmic reticulum membrane; Golgi membrane
Source: RefSeq, a predicted model, not a curated record